Vicugna pacos (alpaca) is the source of this 1984-nucleotide messenger RNA. NCBI's taxonomy places the organism in Eukaryota, Metazoa, Chordata, Mammalia, Artiodactyla, Camelidae. The record is from RefSeq and is a predicted model, not a curated record.
AUGUUUGAGGUAUUAGCAGAGGUGGAUGCUGGCAGUGAUUACAGGUCUCUGUACUGCACAACCAGGAUAGGUGGACAACAGAAUCGUGUGGUCCUGCAGAAGCUGAAGCCCAACACUCUUUACACCAUCACCCUGUCCUCCCUGUAUCCUGAUGUGAGUGGAUGUCACGUGAUGGGAAGACGCAAGACCAAACCUUUGAAUACCAUGAGGAACCUCAGAGUGUAUGACCCUGCCACCAGCACUUUGAACGUUUGCUGGGACCAUGCAGAGGGAAAUCCUCAUUGGUGCAAGCCUUUCUAUGCACUAACAGCAGGUGGUCUGGAGGAGCUGGCCCAGGGGAGGGCAGGCAAAGGACAUGAGAGGCCCAGGACUGCCCUACACUUAGCCUGCACUAGCGGCCAGUCAUCAGUGGUGGCUCUCCUUAUCCAGUGGAAGUGUGAUCCUAAUGCUUGUGACAAGGAAGGCAAGACAGCGCUCAUCAAGGCUGUACAAUGCCGGAAAGAAGCGUGUGUCACUAUCCUGCUGAAACAGGGUGCUGACCCAAAUCUUGAGGACGACUGUCAAAACACUGCUCUCCAUUACGCUGCUUUGGCUGGAAAUACAUCAACUGCAGCAAAGCUGCUCCACUAUAAUGUGAAUAUCGAGGCGAUAAACAAGUCAACUGUUUUUACUAUUUUACAGUAUAACUUCACACCAUUUUUACUCGCUGUCAGUGAUAACAAAGAAGAAAUGGUCAAAUUUUUGAUAGAGAAUGGGGCAAAUGUACAUGCAGUCAACAAGUUGCAAAGAUCAGCACUGAUGCUUGCUGUACAUCAUGACUCACCAGACAUAGUCAAGCUGCUUCUUCAGAAGCACGUUAAUAUCGAUUCUCAAGAUUUCCUCGGAUGGUCUGCUGAACGAUAUGCUUGUCGUAAUGGUUUUAAACAGUAAGUGUUUACAUUAAAAUGCCAGUUAUCUCUAAACUGAGGUUGGAAAUGACCUAACACUGACUUGUUAUGUGACAGGUGAGAGUUCCUAGUUGGUAGCACGCACUUUGGGGAUGGCAGUGAGACCCUCCACAUCAUCAGCUGGAAACCAGCAAAAGGCCAGACUAAUGAGGUGGAGCAGUGGGCACAGGGUUCUUUAUCUCAGGGUUUGUAAGGCGUUUAUCCUUAGGGUCCUGCUGUUCUCCAUUUCAUCCCAGUGUAACCCCGAUGCAUGGGGUACAAAUAAUGUCACAUAUCUGAUUUUUCUAACUAGUUAUUUGGGUCUUGAAAUGUUUAGUAGAGCAGAAAAUGCUGUAUUUUCCUUUGGGGACUUUCUUCUAUAAUCUUCUUCUUGAAUUUUCCAAGAACCUAAGGGAUUCCCUGAGGCCACAGUGACAGUCCUCUCCCACAAGGCACUGGGGCAGGGUGAGGGCAUGCUAAUCAUUCUCUUGUUUCCCUUGAUUCUGUUGCUGCAGCAUUGGUACUAAAACUGGUUUUAAUAGGAUCUCCUUGGCAGCUGAGUCUGGGGUCUGGAUGUUGCUCUCAAAAGACCUUUAAUAAAAUUUUAAAAGAAGAAAAGGAAAAAGUAACUGGUCCUGCAGUCAGGUCGUGACUGACCUCUGCUCCCAGGAUGCCUGUGCUGAUCCAGUUUCCACAGUCUUCGUGGUGAUCGACACGUAAACUUAAGCGUGACAGCUUGUUUAAUUCUCAUACAUAUGCUUGUAUGAGGUCAUAUAUUUAUAAAUAAAUGUAGCUACAAAUUAUAUAGUAGCUGAGGUGCCCUGAAUUAUAAACCAUGAAGAACAGCUAAUCACCGUAAUUUGUAACAUUUUCUGAAAAUUGCCACAUUUGAAUGUUACACCUAGGAAAGAAAACACACAUUGGGUUUUAUUUGGGAUUCUCAAAUAGUUCCAGCAUUUAAGUUCAAGAAGAAAUUAUUCCAUUCUUCCACUGUUUCUCUGAGCAUCUGGGGGAUACAUUAUCUCAUUAAAUCUUCAUUAUAUUCUUACAAGUAUUAA